Molecule: messenger RNA, 873 nt
Organism: Kwoniella shivajii
Lineage: Eukaryota; Fungi; Basidiomycota; Tremellomycetes; Tremellales; Cryptococcaceae
Exons: 5
Coding region: 1-873 (290 amino acids)
Source: RefSeq, a predicted model, not a curated record
AUGACAUAUCCAGAUAAGAGCAAUAACUCGGUCAAUUCCCUCCUUGCCCUUCUCCGUUCAGCGCAAGAUGGAUCUUCUUCCACACCUUCCCCUUCCCCUUCCACUUCAUACCCUAUCUCCCAGGCUGCUCCGACUCAGCAAAUGCCAAAUAGGCCAAAUGUACCUUCCAAAAGGCAAUUGGAUGAUUUGCUAUCCUCAUUGAACGCUAAUUCUACGCCAAAAGCCGAAUCACCAAGAAAGACAACCUUGAUAGAACCUUUCGGUCCUGUAGGUCAGUGCGCCGGUCCAACCAGAUCACCUUUUGAUCCACAAGCGCAUACCACUUCAAUCACAAAUAAUCAAAGUGGAAAUACCUGGGAUGCUGCACCUGCAAGUCAUGGAAGAGGGGAAGGAACAGGAACACCGCCUAGAAAAAAGAGGAAACCGUCAGAAAGGAUAAACGAGCAAGGCUAUGGUAUGAUGAGUUUUGGAAAAGCUUUACCUAUCUUAUCUGAACUACUGGAAGACGAUUCGUUUAAACUGGAGUUGAAGAAAAUGAAAAAAGAACAAGAUACGUUGGAAAGACGUCUGUGGGCUAAAGGGGAGAAAGUAAAAGCAGAGCAUGAGAGGAGUAUACAAGCUGAGAAGGAAAUAGCGAAGAUUGCAAGAAAAGUGAUACCUCCAGAAAAGAAAGCUGCUUGGGCCAAAUCACUUACUUCCGCUCUUGACACUUUUCACCUGGAACAAUGUCUUCCUGCGAUAGACGGUCUAGCUCUUCGUCAAAAACAGAGAUUGAUACAACUUGGUGUACCUGGCUUAAACGAAGAUGGGGAAAAGGCUAAUGAGAGGAUUAAGAGAAUUAUGGAACUACUCGAAGCGGGAUUGGAGGAAUAA